AUGCAUGAUCUUGCCUUCCUGAUUGAGAUAUUGAACAGAAUCAACAAAUCCCGUAUUUGCAAACCUUCUUCUGUUCCAAAGAGUAUCCAAGAUCGAGAUCUCUUAGUUUCCCGCCUUCUGGAAAAUUUUAUUGAGAUGCCUGUCUGUUCCUAUUGCGAGGAUUGUAGUUUCGAGUUCUGCAAGGUAUUUCCCGGAGACUCUUCUCGGUGCAUUGAAUGCAUUCGACUGGGCUGCUCCAAAUGCAAUGUUAUAAGCUCUUCCCCCGAGAAGCUUCGCAAUAUCGCUAUUCAACAUCGAAAGUUGGAGAACGAGAUUGAGAAGAGGAAAAUCGAGCUUCUCUGUCUGCGCUAA
Molecule: messenger RNA, 351 nt
Organism: Cryphonectria parasitica EP155
Lineage: Eukaryota; Fungi; Ascomycota; Sordariomycetes; Diaporthales; Cryphonectriaceae
Exons: 1
Coding region: 1-351 (116 amino acids)
Source: RefSeq, a predicted model, not a curated record